CCUGUUUGCAGGACGCUCAAACAUAACAGGAACACUGGAGACCACAUCGCUGUACAUGAACCAUACCUGGAAGAGAACUCUGGCUAUAAAGACUUUACGGAUUACGCUGUCUGUUUCGCCUUUUUACGGCAAGCGAAGGAGCAGAAGUGGCCAUGGAUUUUCUCAAUCAGAACUAUCUGAAUGCGCGCAGCCCAUAUGACUAUACUUUUAAUUUCUGGAACGACUAUCUUGGGCUGACGACUUUGGUUACGAAGAAUAACAAGCUCAGCAUGCCCCAAAAUCCCAACUCCAUCACCGAGUCCCUGAAAGCGACUCUGGGCUUGGACGAUUCCCCGGCGUGUCCGUGCAUACUCGCGGGUGCCGUUGGAGAAAGCGGGCACCUGGAUUGUUGCUGCCCGUCCGGGAGCCCCCCACCAGCUUCCAUCCUGGACUUGAAAGAGCGUUUCUCGAUACUGAGCCCCUUCCAAAAUCAGCUCGGCGUCCAGCUGCCGGAGCGGGAGGUGGGUUUUGGUGGGAACUUCACUGGGUUCGAUAUGUUCGGCAUGGAGAAGAAGAUGCGCAAACCCGCUUCCAGAACCAAACAGGAGCCGAAAAUCUGCGUCUUCUGCCGAAAUAACGGAGCGCCCGAGGAGGUGUACGGCUCCCACGUCCUGAAGACUCCGGACGGCAGGGUUGUGUGCCCGAUUCUGAGGGCUUAUACCUGCCCCCUUUGCAGUGCCAACGGGGACAAUGCUCAUACGAUAAAAUAUUGUCCACUGUCAAAAGACCAGCCAUCCCAGCGACCAUUAAAGGGUGGGAGGGCUGUGGGUGGUAAGAGGAUGAAAAUAUUUUAAACAAACAAGACUAUAAAGUAAAAUAAAUUGCACUGAACAAUUUCCAGAUGACUGUUUUGAUUUCGGCUCUAGCCUUUAUCCCAGUUUCAUAAACAUAUUGAUUUUAUCUUUUUUGUUUCUCUUAAGAUCUCUUAUAUUUUUAUAGUUCCUUUAUCCACAUAGAAUAAUUUUAUGCUUUAUACAUCGGAUUUAUUUUUCUUUAUAGUCUGUAGUUAUUUUGAGUGUGGGUAUACAUACACAUAUGUAUCAAUAAUCACAAAGUGUGAAUAAAUACAAAAAAAUAAAUAAAAAGUAUUUUGGUCAUGUAGGGAACACACUGACAUUGGCAAAGGGGAUGAAUGUCAUAGCCUUUUUCUACCAAGUAUUUUUGUAUGGUGAGCUAAGCUUGCCUCGAUUUUCUUUCACGUCUUAGAAACCAAAGUUAUGUUUGCCAUUAAAGAAGCUCAAGAAUGUGUCAUUAGUGAAUACUUGUGUGAGUCUGACUGGAGGAGGAACUCUUUGAUCCCAUCUGCCUGCCUAAAAACUCCACAACAUAUUUUCCAACUUGCUGUAAAAGUUGACAUUCAAUCUGCAAGGCAGGAAGAAAAAGAAAAAAAAAAAAAGACAAUGUGGCCUCUGUUUAGGGCUCAUAUUCUCUGGGGAACGUUCUAAUCAGUUGUUGUAAAGCCAAACCUCUGUUCUAAUCAUGUGUGAUGAGACAGUUACCCGAUUUUACAUUUAAUGAGAAAUAUUAUUCAAUAUGUUUUAUGUUUACAUUCCCAAAUAAGGGUAACACACUGGAUUUCUUUUCUCUGUCAGUUCUCUCGUUCUUUAUGGUGUUUUUGGUUUGGUUUGCCCUCACAAUGUAUUCACCACAGAGUCUCAUAAGCAUGUCUGCUUUGCAUUAUGAAACCGAGUAAGUCCCAUUUACCUUUCAUUCUGUGUCGGGGUGAAGAAAAUGGCAAAUGAAUGUUCGCAAACAACAUGUUAUCCCAUUAUUACAUUUCUGAAGAAUCCCAAAAAAGAUGCAAAAAUGUUGUGAAUGUACGAUUGAAAGUGUCACUUGCAGGACUGCACAUUUCUGACAGUUUUGUUUACCAAAGGAAUACAAUUGAAUUGAAGAAAAAAAAAAGAGAAAGAUUUGCUGUAUUGUCUAUAAAGUGAUGUUUAUUCAGUAUUUUAACAUUACAAGUGACUUCAGAGGGCGCUACCUCAACAGGAUUUUGUACUUACACGUAAAAAUGUCAACAGCAGUUUAUUGAUAUAGUGCUGCCAUUUAUAAUAAGGGUUUUGAUAGGUAUUUUUGAUCUUUGUAUAACAUAAUUGUAUUUUCAUUUUGUUGCAUUUAACAUAAUGGAAGUAAGUUUCCAAGAAGCUAUAGCAUUGCUCACCAAAAGGUGAGACUGUCUGUAAAUAGUGAUAUACCCAUACUUUUUAAAGUUUAGUUGUUCAAUGUUGCAUUCUUGAGAGUGUGCAAGAGAGCGGAUAUUGAAAAAAAGCUGACAAAAUUUGCCACUUUUAACAGAGGUUUUUUGGAUUAAAUGAAUAAGAGAAAAAGAAACACUGUUGAACUUUGUUAUUUAUAUUUUACCACAAUUUCCUGUAUGCUGCUGUGCAGAAUAACAACAUAUAAAUACACUAGAGAAAUAAAAACGUAUGAAAUAUUUGGA
Molecule: messenger RNA, 2482 nt
Organism: Neolamprologus brichardi
Lineage: Eukaryota; Metazoa; Chordata; Actinopteri; Cichliformes; Cichlidae
Gene: nanos1
Product: nanos homolog 1
Molecular function (GO): zinc ion binding; RNA binding
Source: RefSeq, a predicted model, not a curated record